AUGGGGUCUGAUCCGCAGUACAUCAAGUUCCCUAACCUCUCCCUCGCCCAACAUGUCUUCAACCUCUCCAACCCGGCGUGCGCGUCAUCCGUCCAGCAGACAUCAUUGAAGAAGCUCCAAGAUGUUAUCUCCGAGCACAAGAUGGCGCCUCUCUACCGGCACCUGGCCCACCCUACCGAGGGUAUCCUGAACAACGCCGGCGAAGGCGUCACACAGCACCCGCAAAACAGCGGAACUUCAACGAAGCCUCUCAUCACCUCCAACAUCCUCGCCUCUCGCAAAACACCGCAAAAGUUUGAUUUCCCAUGGGAUGAGAAGCUUUACCAGUCUCUAGUCGAAGAUAACAAGAAGGAGCUGGAGACCUUCCAGAAAGAGGAGGAUGAGGCAGAGGAGGCUGCUGGUGAGACCGAGGUACAAGCUGCGCGCGGGAAGCGCGCCGAGUUCUGGGCUCGUGUGGGAGACAAGGACAAAGCCAUUGAAUCGCACGAAGCUCUCCUGGAAAAGACCGGUUUCCUGGGAACCAAGAUUGAUCUGGUCAUGGCGAUGCUUCGAAUCGGUCUUUUCUUCGGCGACCUUUUGUUUGUGAAGAAGACUAUCGAACGGGCAGAGACUUUGGUCGAGAGCGGUGGAGACUGGGACCGCAGAAACCGUCUCAAGGCAUACAAGGGACUGCACCUCCUCACCAUCCGCGCUUACAGCCUCGCUGCUCCUCUCCUCCUUGACAGUCUGUCUACAUUCACAAGCUACGAACUGUGCAGUUACUCUUCGUUGGUGAUCUACUCGGUUCUUGCGGGAUCAUUGUCCCUGAAGCGUGUGGACUUCAAGGCUAAGGUGGUUGAUGCACCAGAGAUCAAGGCCAUUCUUGGAUCUGGAGAAGAACAACUGGCUGCCCUGAGUGGAGAGAUCUCGGCUGGCGCCGGUGCUCGGGACGAGGAGAUGAAGGAUGCGACAGCGUCUCAGUCCACCCCCGCUGGUGGUGCUACUACCGCUGUUAACUUGACUUCGUUCUCCACCGGAUCUAGUGCGCCAGUAGAUGCCGAGGUCCCAGUCGACUUCUCACCACUGGCAAACUUGGUUAACAGUCUUUACAAUGGCAAUUACCGAUCAUUCUUUGUGGCACUUGCCGCUGUUGAAGACCAAUUCCUCACACAAGACCGAUACCUUUACGAACACCGGGCAUGGUUUGUUCGCGAGAUGCGCCUUCGCGCUUAUCAGCAACUUCUGCAGAGUUACCGCGUUGUUGGACUCACUGGCAUGGCCAAUGACUUCGGUGUGACGGUAGACUACUUGGACCGUGACCUUGCCAAAUUCAUUUCCAACAACCGUAUUGCCUGCACUAUCGACCGCGUCAACGGUAUCAUUGAGACGAAUCGUCCCGAUGACAAGAACAAGCAGUAUGCCGAUGUGGUUAAGCACGGUGAUUCUCUGAUCACCAAGAUCCAGAAGUAUGGACAAGCUGUGCGUCUUCGUGGAAGUGAGCGCAGUUAG
Penicillium brevicompactum is the source of this 1488-nucleotide messenger RNA. RefSeq names its product proteasome regulatory particle lid subunit RPN7. The record is from RefSeq and is a predicted model, not a curated record. The transcript has 3 exons. NCBI's taxonomy places the organism in Eukaryota, Fungi, Ascomycota, Eurotiomycetes, Eurotiales, Aspergillaceae. Gene Ontology annotation, cellular component: proteasome regulatory particle. Gene Ontology annotation, biological process: proteasome-mediated ubiquitin-dependent protein catabolic process. The coding region runs from base 1 to 1488 and encodes 495 amino acids.